Messenger RNA from Staurois parvus, 351 nucleotides. Lineage: Eukaryota; Metazoa; Chordata; Amphibia; Anura; Ranidae. The record is from the annotation of a GenBank genome assembly.
GGCAUCGAGUCAACUGGCGGAACAGCGGGCACCGAGUCGUCUGGCAAGACUGCGGGCACCGAGUCGUCUGGCAAGACUGCGGGCACCGAGUGGUCUGGCAAGACUGUGGGCACCGAGUCGUCUGGCAUUGGAUCGUCUGGCUCGACAGCGGGCAUCGGGUCACCAGGUAUGACAGCGGGCACUGGGUCACCAGGCAUCAGGUCAUUUGGCUUGCCAGCGGGCACCGCGUCAUCUGGCAAGGCAGUGGGCACCGAGUCACCAGGUACCGGAUCAUCUGGAUCAACAGCGGGCAUCGAGUCAACUGGCCUAAUAGGAUCAUCAGGCUGGAUCAGUUCAUUAUGCUGGGUAGAG